Diuraphis noxia (Russian wheat aphid) is the source of this 1645-nucleotide messenger RNA. RefSeq names its product peptide transporter family 1-like. NCBI's taxonomy places the organism in Eukaryota, Metazoa, Arthropoda, Insecta, Hemiptera, Aphididae. The record is from RefSeq and is a predicted model, not a curated record.
UAUUUCUAAGGGAUACUUCUUCAAUGGUAUAAAUAUAACUUACAAAUCUUAACCAUUCUAUGCCUCAUCAUUGAAGACAGUGUUUUUCGUGACUCAUUAAUUAUUAUGCCAUGCAUAUUCCGGGGAGGGGUUUUAACGCUUGCAAAUUGAAAUAUGGUUAUWACUUAUAWAAGAAGGUACCUAUAUAUAUUUUAUAGAAACAGAAUAUGGUAAACAAUAAUAACUAUAAUAUGUUAAUAUUAUCCUUGUUUUCCGUAAAGUACGCAUUGAAAAAAAAAAUAUUCGCUUCAUCAAGUGAACUGAAAAGGAAAGAUUGGUUGGAAUAUGCAGAUGAUAAGUACAAUACACAUGAAAUAUCUGAUUUGAGGUCAGCGUUGGAYRUUAUAUAUUUGUUAAUUCCAAUUCCAUUGUUUUUUACACUUUUUGAUCAACAAAGUUCUCGUUGGAUCUUACAAGGAACACUAAUGAAUGGCAAAAUCRAUUUUUUAAAUUGGAUUAUAAAACCUGAUCAAAUUCAUUUAAUUAACCCAUUGUUAGUUUUAGUAUUUAUACCAAUUUUUAAUUCUGUCGUCUAUCCACUUUUGUAUAAAAUUGGAAUAAAUACAGCUUUUCGAAAAAUCAUCCUUGGAGGAAUGUUUGCUGCACUAUCAUUUGUAUGUGCUGCAGUUGUCCAAUACAUGAUAAUUGGUCAAACAUUUUCCAUACCGUCAGACGUUGGGCAAUUAAGAAUAUACAAUAAUUUUGAUUGCGAUGUAUCCAUAUCCAGUUCUUUGGCUGGAAACUUUAAUAUUGAAAAAUUAGAUAUACUUCAUAUUAAUUAUAAUUCAACUGUAUUAAAUGAAACAGACAUCUUAUUCAUAGAUUUACAUCCUUCGUGCAAAUUGAAAAUGAGUAUGAAACAAAAUGUUUUCAUCGAUAAAGGAAUGAUUUCGUCAUAUUUGCUAAUGUCUAAAAAUAAUGCUGAUAUUGAAUUGAAACAUUUAAAGGAAUUGAAGAAAUUAAAGAACGGAAAUUCAAAUCUUAGGAUUUUGCAUGAUAACUUCUUCAGCCAAAAUAUUACAUUAAGGAGUACUAAUAAUAAAUUGUCUGAAAUAAGUUUUGAACUUUCAACGAACCAAGAUCAAAAUUAUGAAUUACCUGUCGGAACUUAUGAUGUAUACUUGGACGAUGAAUCAAUUUUGCAAAAUGUCGAAUUUCUCCCUGGCAGUAUUAAUGACCUAUUAUUUCACGAUAACUUUAACCACGUGAAAGCCAAGUUGAUCACUUUUGAAAAAGGUAGAUAUAUCCAUAUYCUAUGGCAAGUUCCGCAAAUAAUUUUGAUUACAGUAUCUGAAGUAAUGUCUCUAAUUACAUUAAUGGAAUUCGUAUUCACCCAAGCUCCAUUAAGUAUGAAGUCAUUGCUUUCAGCAGCCAAUUUGUGUACAGCGGCAGUUGGAAAUUUACUUAUUGUUUUUAUUUCGAAAAUCGGACUUUUUGAAAACCAAGUUCAAGAAUUCCUAUUUUAUGCAGCCUUAAUGGUUUUGGAUAUGAUACUUCUUAUGGUUAUGAGCUCCAAAUACAAGUAUAAAUGUGUAAACAAUCAAUGAAUCUAAAGAAUAAUAAACAACAAAUUUUAAUUUAUCAAAAUGAAAGACGUAGUUUCAUA